Caenorhabditis briggsae is the source of this 528-nucleotide messenger RNA. The transcript is spliced from 5 exons. The coding region runs from base 1 to 528 and encodes 175 amino acids. The record is from RefSeq and is a predicted model, not a curated record. NCBI's taxonomy places the organism in Eukaryota, Metazoa, Nematoda, Chromadorea, Rhabditida, Rhabditidae.
AUGACCAUUGGCAAGAAUUAUCGUCCAUACGUUGUGGAUGCUUUGAGAAAUCGUACAAUGAACAACGACGAGCUUUACGGGAAAUAUCUCGAGACAUUACAAUAUAUUCCAAACAUGAAGAAGUUCUCUAUUGUUGAUCGCGUCGAAAGUGAGGCUCUGAAAGUAUUGAUCGUUGAAAUGAGUUAUUGGAACCUUGAUGAGAUCACUUUGGCACUCUCACAUCAGCUCAUGCGAGAAGACUACGAUAUGCUGACGUACAACAACCUCUUGCAGAAUAUUCCGGAAGACGUCAAAUCGAUCAAUCUUUUUUUCUUUCCAUUCAACACUGAAAGCCUCGAAGAGAUAUCAGAACGUGAUUCUCUCAAGAAGUUCACUUAUUUUCAACAUCCACACAUUUAUAAGAGUUUGAAAGCGGUCAAAAAUGUAAUGCCAAACUGCAUCGUGGAUACAAGAAAAUGGAAAACACCAGUUUCCGGCUGUUUGAAACUUAACGUGAUCAGCGAAUUUCUCAUCAACAUCGCGGAUUAA